Molecule: messenger RNA, 750 nt
Organism: Desarmillaria tabescens
Lineage: Eukaryota; Fungi; Basidiomycota; Agaricomycetes; Agaricales; Physalacriaceae
Exons: 3
Coding region: 165-581 (138 amino acids)
Source: RefSeq, a predicted model, not a curated record
AGUCGGAAAAGGCGAGCCAAGCCGGGGGUGGCGUAGCCUUGGACUUCGAGCCAAAAAUGGACACGAUAUUGAAUGACCCUUCUAAUCGGCGAUAAAUCAUCACUUGACUGAGGAUCAACUCAAAGCCAAGGACCGUAGCAUCUCCAUCAUUCUACAUCGCCACGAUGGUUAUCCAGCAAAUGGCGGAACUGCUGGUAUCAUCCGACAAUUCGUUUGCAGCGGGAGUUGGGCAAUGCCUCCAGGCAUUCAUGGCAGCAUCGAGCACGAAUGCCCAGGCAGCGCCUAUCAUGGUUACGUUUGGGAAUCGCACGAUGGCAUUCGGGAAGAAAAAAAUGGCGAGCAUGACUGGUCGCGUAAGUAUUCGAACCUGCUGUCUCCUUUCUGACUCCUUCGUGACCGUGCCGCAGAACGCAUUCAUAUACAUUAAAAGCAAAUUCGGGCUGCUGAAUGCAACUACGCCUCUGUACCUCCAUGCUGUUUUUCCAGGGGGGCCGGAUGAGGAAGAAAAAUAUGUUGAGGUAGACUUGGAAGCUUUUGAAGAGCUUGUGGUGCACAUUUCGAAAUUGCGCAUUAUGACCUAGAUGAAAGAAUUCUAGUGUUAUUGACGGCCGUGUUGGUUACGUAACAUUUCUACAUGUGGUGUUGCCUCGUUUCAAUCGCCUCUGAACACCGUACAUCAAGCUUACCGCAGACUCACCCAUCCAGAACUUGUUCUUUUCCUCAAGCUACGAAAUUUGCCCGCUUCUGGCU